GCUUGCUGGUGGCAUUGGGGACACGGCUGCAUGGAUGACCAACAUUGGCAAUGAGCUCGGCCAGGUUCUGAACAGUGUUUUAACAACAGCUGAAGGUGCGGGACUAAAGGAGCUGUGCCAGGGCGUCGUCAGACGCUACCAGAAUGCUGGCGAGCCAGAGCCGGAGGUCAUCUAUGUUGACCGGGAUUGCUGCAGUCAGUCAGGUGCACCUGCGGUGCUAAAACUUUUUCGGCCAUGGAAGUGUAUCGUAAGGCUAGAUAUCUUCCAUUUUAUGAGAAGAUUCAACUGUGGCCUUACUACAGAGCACCACCCUCUCUAUGGUACCUUUUGUUCUAAACUUUCCUCCUGUAUCUUUGAGUGGGAUCAGGAGGAUGUGAAAGAACUUAAGGCGGCCAAGAGAGGGGAGUGGAAAAACAGACAUGGUGGACAGGCUCCCACUGAGGCACAGCUCAUGGCCAGCAUCAGCCCAGGUGAACUGGCAAAGCACUGUAGGCGGCGGACGCGCGGGGCUGAGGAGAUCCAGGCCAUGAUUUCAGGGCUGCUGGAAUCAGUGUGGGAGCUAACCGACACUACAGGGCUUCGCCUGGUUAACCCUGACAGCAUGCGCCAUGUUUGGGAGAUGCAGCAAAAACACCUCGAGUGCAUCCAGGACCCUCCACAUGUAGACUUGUAUACAAAGACGGGGACACUCCAGAAGGGUGGCAAAGUCCUAAAUGUGCUUAGGUGUGGCAGAGGGUCAUCCUCUCUGGAGAGUUUUCACCGCCACCAGUGUGCCUUCAUUCCUGGAUGGAGAUGCAAUGCCAUGCACACACAAAUGUAUAUGUUAGAGGGGGCCUCGAGGUGGAACAUGAGCCGGGCAAAAGAAGCUGUAUCUGUGGUGGGGGCCUCAACCGUCAGGACAUUUGAUGUCUGCUUAAUGUCUCAUCUUAACAACAUGAGCCAACGGGUCCUUGGUUGUGCUUUGAUGCCAGAAUUCACCCCUCCAGGAAAACCCACUGGUAAAAUAUCUCUCAGGGAAAUGCUGAGCAUUGGAGUAUUCCUCUCUCUCUCCUGUGUUUGUGUGUGUGUGUCCUCUCCCCAUUAACAAUGUGUAAAAAAUUAUUGCAGAGGAGCGUAUUGCAGUGGAGUACUUGUUGGCCCAGUCUAAUAGAGGCGACCAGUUGAUUGGUGACACUGGUGAUCACAGUGACAUGCCUGAAGUCCCCUCAGAGGAGCCCGAAGAUGACAGUGGUUUUGACAGGACUGUGUGCCAUGCAGCUGAUCUUAGGGCUGGUGACUCUGACCCUUCAGUAGCUGCCGUGGAGGCCCAGGUGACCAGUCAGGUGGGUGACACUGGACCCAAAUCCCCUGAUGAGGAGGUCAGUGAGGAAGAGGGGGAUGACACUGCAAGUCCUAGCAGAUCCGGGCAGUGUGAUUCCAGAGGUGUCUUGGGCUGGGAGGCAGUUGAUGCCCUGGCAGCCUACCUGGUUGGCCUAAACCGAACAAUCACUGCCUUGUCAUCACAAGAGGAGGCCAACAUAGUCCAGCUGUACAUGGCUCUGCAUGCCAUGGACAAGGUGCCAUCAAAAUAUAGCCAGAGGGUAAAGAAGAAGACUUUGCCAGGACCAUGGAGAGCAUCCAGGAAGCGGAGUGGCUCUGCUCCAGGACAGCAGGCAGCAGAGAGACUGUUCAUGACUCAUGGGCAGGCGGCUCAGGACCCUGAAGUCCACAGGGUCAGUGAAUGUGUUUGCUUACGGCUUUUUAAAGAGUUUAAGCAAGCACGGAACAGGCCCAAGGACACAAGAGGAAAAACUCUGCCAAUUCCACAAUCAAUUGUGAUGGUAUACAGCCACUUAAAACAGCUGCUGGAGGACAGCAGAGCAGUUCUAGGACAGACUAACCUGGUUCUGGUCCCGAUAAACACCACUACUGUCUCCUCGUGGCUACUAAGAAGACAGAAACGUGUGGACAGAGACAUGCUGCUGCAGGGUACUGCACUGCCUAAACAAUUAUAUUUGGCAAAGGAGCCUCUUCCUGAAGUGCGUGAACUUCCAGCUGCUCCUGCACAGCAUGGGCAUGAGGCCAUGGAAUUCGAGGAGCCAGAAAAUCAGGAGGGAGAGGCCUUCAUUCGCAAACGCAUCUCCAACAGGUGCCCACUGCCCACCCCUCCUCCUGGAUCUUACUCGGCAUUUCCCAUAUACCCACCAGCACCACACUUUGCAUUCUCCCCUUUUGGGUCCUACCCACCCUUUCCCAGCUACCCACCAGGUCUACCAGUGCCUCAGUCUUCCCAGUGUAUGCCCCCUCCCCAGUUCCAGCUGCCUCCACAGCCACCUCCCCAGUUCCAGCCGCCUCCCCAGUUCCCCAGUAACCUGCCACCACAAACUUGUCCCUCCACUCAGCCCAGGCAGCGCACCUGGAGAAGGCAGAAAGCUGCCCAAGAGGAUGAGGAACGAGCAGCUAGAGGGGAACCACCACGGAAACGCCUAGCAAAGGAUAUAUACCACUAUAUCUGCAAACACUGUGGGCUGUCAAAAAACAAGACAACUGGCCACACUCAGCUGAAGGGUCGGUGGUAUUGCCCAGCCUCAGGCCUCUCUGUUGCACAGUGGAAGGAGAAUGUACAGGGAGCUCUUUGA
Molecule: messenger RNA, 2618 nt
Organism: Ctenopharyngodon idella (grass carp)
Lineage: Eukaryota; Metazoa; Chordata; Actinopteri; Cypriniformes; Xenocyprididae
Exons: 6
Coding region: 1191-2618 (475 amino acids)
Source: RefSeq, a predicted model, not a curated record